This is a messenger RNA of Strongyloides ratti, 3771 nucleotides long. RefSeq names its product Contactin. The record is from RefSeq and is a predicted model, not a curated record. Lineage: Eukaryota; Metazoa; Nematoda; Chromadorea; Rhabditida; Strongyloididae. The coding region runs from base 1 to 3771 and encodes 1256 amino acids. Gene Ontology annotation, cellular component: axon; plasma membrane. Gene Ontology annotation, molecular function: cell-cell adhesion mediator activity. The transcript has 4 exons. Gene Ontology annotation, biological process: homophilic cell-cell adhesion; dendrite self-avoidance; axon guidance.
AUGUAUUAUAUUUGGUAUUACAUAAUAUUACUAUCUUUUUUUACAUUUAAUGUAGAAAGUUUCUUAAAUUAUUUUUCAAAAGGAUUUCAAUGUCCAAAUGGCUGGAAAAAUGUUGGACAUAAAUGUAUAAAAUUAGUUUACGAUAGAAUGAAUACUAUAAAUGCUAUAAAAAAAUGUAAAUCAUUAUCAAAUAGUGAACUAGUAGGAUUUUUCAUUGAUGGUAAUAAUAUUAAUACAUUUAAAAGUGAAUUAUUUAAUAUAAUUGAGAAUCUUACACAUAUUGGUUUAAAUGAACCUGUUUGGCUUUUAUCAGACCAGAUGACUUUAAUGAAAUAUAAUGUACAAAUGAGUGACAUGGAAUAUGAGUUGUGGAAUGAAACAUCAUCUGUUUUAUUGUCAAAUCAAAGUAUAGCAAUAAAAGUUAAUGAUAAAAAAUGUUGUAGUAUAAUAUCAGUUGAUCAAAAUAAUGAAUAUCCAUUUAUAUGUGUAUUACCAAAUAAUGAAAUAAAAAGAUUAUUAUUUGAUCAAACAUUAAUUAAAGAAAGAACACCUAAAUUAAUUGAAAUGCCACAAUCACAUUAUUUUUAUUCUUCUGUUCAAGAUACAACAAUUAAAUUAAAUUGUAAAACGUCACCAAAAAUAUCAUCUAAUAUUAUUUGGUACAAAGGUGGUGUUGAAGAAAUUAAAUUUUCAAAAAGUAAUGAUUCAUAUAUUUUAUCUGGUGGUAGCUUAAUUAUUCCAAUAUACAAAGAUCAAAGAGAUAUUGAAAAUUAUCAUUGCGUAGCUGUUAACAAAUAUGGAGCUAUAAGAAGUCCCACAGCAACAAUUGUUCCUACAUAUAUUGAUAAAUUUAGGUCAACGCGAUUACCAGAAUAUGCUUAUAGUAAUGAAAAUAUUGGUUCAAAGAUAGAAUGUCAAGCACCUAAACAUUAUCCUAAAUCAUAUUCAUUUUCAUGGUUACAUAGUGAUUCAACAGAAAAAUUUGUCUCACAAAAUGAAAGAGUUUUUAUUUCAAUGGAUGGUACAUUAUUUUUUUCCUAUAAUAUUAAAUCAGAUGCUAAAACUUAUGCUUGUUCAAUAGCUUUAGAUACAAUUGGUAGUGGACAAUAUGGUCCUUUUUUUAAAUUUAUUCUUUCACCAAAUACAAGAAUUGAUGGUCCUGAACAUGGUUUUCCUCCUAUUAUUGAAGAAUAUAAACCACAAAUAUUUCCUGAAAAUCCAUCUAUUGGAAAAACUGUUUAUUUGGAAUGUUUUGCAUAUGGUUUUCCCUCACCAACAUAUAAAUGGAGUAGAGUUGAUGGAAAGAAAUUACCCUCUCAAUCAAAAUUAUUAAAUUAUGGUAGAAUAUUAAAAAUUGAAAAUUCUCAAGAGGAAGAUGAAGGAAAAUAUAUAUGUAAUGUAGAAAAUUCACUAGGAAGUGAUUACUCUGAAGUACAUUUAUUUCUUAAAAGACCACCAUUUUUUUUAGAAAAACUGGAUGAUAUUAAUAGUCACAUUAAUUCAACAAUAGAUUUAAGAUGUCGCCUAUUAAUUAAUAGUAUGCAUGAAUAUUAUUCUAAGGAUAUACAAUUAGAAUGGUUUAAAGAUGGAAUUCCAAUCAAUCCAAUAUUAAUGAAUAGUGAAGAUAGGGUAAGAUUUAUUAUUAAUAAUGAUCAUUUAACAAUUUUGAAUGCACAAGUACGCGAUUCUGGUACAUAUCAAUGUUUAGCAACAAAUGAAAUUUCAUAUGACACAACUUAUAGUUAUGUAAAAAUAUCUAAUUAUGAACCAAAAUUUUUUUUCAGUCAAUUUCCAAAAAAAAUAAUUGCAAUAAAAGGUGUUCAACUCGACAUUCCAUGCUUUUAUAAAGCAUCUCCAAUGGGUACUUCAUCAUGGAAAUCAUUAGAAACUAAUGAUUUUAUAGGAUUCAGGAAAGGUGAUGUUUGGCAGACGGUUAAUGAAAGUAAUAUUGCUAUUUUACAUUUUGAAAAAUUAGAUGAAAAAGAUACAGGAUUGUAUGAAUGUACAGCACAAAAUGUAAUUGGAUCUUCAAGUGCCAUAUUAAGAAUUGUUGUUAUUAAUAAACCAACAAUACAUAUAUCAAAUUUAGGUUGGACAAAAGAUACAGCAAGAUUAAAAUGUGAGGUUCAAAUGUAUUGUGAUGAAACAAAUAUUUGUCCGGAAACGCAACUUAACUGGCAGUUAAAUGAUCAAGAUUUAUUUAACAAACAACUUAAUGAUAAUGAGUAUAAAACGAAAAUAAACAUAAGGGAAAUAUCUUCAAAAUAUUCUAAUGGUUUAUUGAAAGUUAAACAAAUUUCAACAUUAGAUAUUAAAGGAUCAAUUAAGAAAAGAGAUAUCAAUAGAUUUUCUUGUCAAUCAAUUUUUGGUACAGCCAUUACAGAAGUUAAACCAGAAUUAUCAUUUUUACAAGAUCAUAUUAUCUUAAAUCUUGAUAACAUUUAUGUAAUUGAUAAUUCAUUAUAUACUGAUUGGAUAAUUGAAGAAGAUCUUAAGAAAGAUAUUAGAAAAUACAAUGAUAUAAAAAUUUAUUUAGAAUGGAUGGAUAAGAAUGAACAAAAAUGGAAUAGGUAUAUAGAAAUUUUAAACGAACAAUUUUUUAGUUCUAAUGUCAUUAAUUUUAAAAUAACAAAUCUUACUGAAGGAGAAUAUUAUAAAUUAAGAAUUUUACUAGAAGUAGGAGAUAGUAAUCAAAUUCAAAUUGAGUCUAAUAAAUGGAUAUAUCUUUUUAAUACUACAACAUAUAAUGAAGAGUAUUUAUUUGAAUGGAAAAAGAUAAGAGAUGAUAUUAUUGAAGUUUCAUGGGAUUUUAUAGAUCUUGAAAAUGUUUUGUCAUCUGAAAUAUAUUAUAAUAUUUCAUGGGAAUAUUAUGUAUCUCAUAUCAAAAAUGGUAAUAAUGAUUUAACAUUAUUAACAUUUUUUGAUAUUAUUCAAGAUAAAAAUAAACGUAUCUAUUUACCUAAACAUGAUGGUAUUACACAAUGCAGAAAAAUGAAAAUAAAAAUUAUUCCUAUAAUAAAUGGUUUUAAUAGUGAUAUAGUUAUAAAAAAAGAAAUAACAAUAACUAAUAAUAUUUAUAAUUUAAAAGCUACAAAUAUUAGAAUUAUUUCACUUAAUUCAACUACUAUUAAAAUUGAUUGGAUAUGGGAUAAAAAAAAUGAAUGUGCUGAUGCUUAUGGAACAAAAAUUAUAUGUUACUAUAAAAACAAUGAAAAUGAAAUUGAACGUACAAUAACACAAUUAAUAUCAAAUUCAUAUACAUCAUGGAUAUUAUAUAAUUUACAACCAGAAACACAAUAUAAUUGUACAAUAAUACCAGUAGAUGAUAAUGGUAAACAUGGUGAUGGUAAUAUUUAUGAAAGUAUUAUAACAAAAGAAGAAGCACCAAAAGAGAUUCCAAAACUUAAUGUUAUUGAUAUAAGAUGGAAAAAUAAUAAUGCAACAUUACUAUUACAAUGGAGUCCAAUAAAAUUAAUAUAUUCUCAAAAUCGUCGCAAAAUUGAUUACAUUAAUAAUAUUGGUUAUAUAAUAUUUAUUUAUGAAGGUAGUACAGCUGAAAUUCCCUCACAACUUAAAAUUCCUUUAUCAACAUUUAUACAUCCAAAUGAUUUAAGUGUUGAGUUACAUGGUUUAUCACUUAUGUUAGAGUAUCGAAUAUCAGUUGCUGGAUAUAAUGAAGGAGGUGUUGGAAAUGAAAGUAAACAAAGAAUUAUAAGAAUAGGUUCAUAUAAUUCAUUUCAAACGAUUAGUUUAAUAUCUUCCUCAUCAUAA